UUGAGUUUUAGAAAGAAGAUAAUGACGUUGCAACGCGCAUUUUUUAUAUUUCGUAAUGUUAGUAAUUCCAUUAAAGUGGACGCAGAAACCAGAAUACAUGUUCGAUCAAGAACAACGACGCCUUCAGGCGCCAUUCUUCCAGAGCCGAAAAGGACACGUUUUGGAUUCUUGGGUGUUAUUUGCAGUGUCAUGACAGGAUUGGUUAUCGGAGCCACUCUGAGCAAAAUGAUGGCUAAUUUUUUGGAAGAGAAAGAACUGUUCGUACCGUCAGACGACGACGAUGACGACGAUUAAUUAUAAUCGUUUCACGCAUAAAAUAGAUGGCUUUAUCAAAAGAUUUACUUUCUUUCGCGUAUUUUAUGGUUCAGUCAUUGUUAAUUAUCGAAUCUCUCCUUAGAGUGUUUUUCGCGUAAUGUAUCGCUACCAAGUUACUUGCAAUUUUGCAACGUUACUACAAACUGGCAAAUUACCUGGAUAACUUUGUCAUACAUGUACGUACAGACGUACAUUUUUCAUUCGAUUCCUUCUUACGUAUGUAGGUAUACGAAAGCGUCCUAUUUUGCCAAUUUUAUUCGAAUUAAAAUGGAAAGAAAGAAUACAUACAUAUAUUAUUUAAUAAUCUUUUCUGAUAAACGAAAAGAGAAGAUACGUGUACAAAUAUAUCGCUAUAUAUGUUAUUUCAAGUUGCGUAAAGAAAAUGUACAUACCAGACACGCAUGUAUGCACGUAAAAUAUUUUGUAAAUAACUUAAUUGGGUUUGCGAAUGGAAUAGAAAUAAAAAAUGUCUGUGGCAGCAACGUUUCUCGGGCAUUAUUAUUGCUUCGUUUCGAUGAAAAAAGUAAUAAAAAAAAAAAAAAAAAAA
Messenger RNA from Megachile rotundata (alfalfa leafcutting bee), 862 nucleotides. It is a transcript of the gene EMRE, whose product is annotated as Essential MCU regulator. Lineage: Eukaryota; Metazoa; Arthropoda; Insecta; Hymenoptera; Megachilidae. The record is from RefSeq and is a predicted model, not a curated record. Gene Ontology annotation, biological process: calcium import into the mitochondrion; mitochondrial calcium ion homeostasis. Gene Ontology annotation, cellular component: uniplex complex.